UGGAAUAUUUGCCAAAGUGUCGUGUUGAAACUUGCUGUGAAAUAGCCAAAAUGACUACGAAGAAGUUGAAAAUGUACUACUGUUAUGAGCAUUUUUAUGGGCAAGAUGAGGGAGAGUGACUCGUCUCUCCAGAAUUUGUUGCAAAGAAGGUUGGAGUUAUCGACCAAAUGCUCAGACUCUUCACAUAUUUCACCCAAAAUGAAUGCCACAAGAAGCCUGAUGAGAGAACACUAAAGUUUCAGCAAGAGUUCACCCUCCAAGUGCAAAAACUCAGAGAUGACAUCAUUCACGCUUAUGAACAAGGGCUGUUUCAUGAAUUCGGAGAUCUAAUCUGAAAAGCCAGAAAUAUCCAAGCAAACAUGGAUGGUGAUGAGACGUUCUCAAGAUUUGCUUGCUAUAUAAUGUGGGAAAUCAUGCAAGAAAAGCUCGACCAAGAUUCAGAAAUUCCAUCUUGGUUUAGUGGGGUAAUACCCAAGCAAAAGAACAAACUUCAGGAAGAACUGGAGAAGCAACAACUCACCAUCAAGAAUCUCAAGGAAAAGACCAAGAGACUACAACAACAGAAUGAAGAACUGGAACAAAAUCGGAAUUCAAGAGGUCAAGAACCCACCUCUUACCAAAAUCCUAGCCCUGCUCCCAAAAAGAUUACUCGUGGAAAGAAAUCCAACCCGACUGAAUUCAACUCGGAAUCCACACUGAGACUCGAGCUGACCAAUCCUAAGCACAUGGAGUUUCUGGGCUACUUGAAUCGUAGAAUGCCUACGCUGAACAGAAUAGACCUGAAUGGAGUGCCUGCCGACAACCAGAAAAUUAAAACUUUCCUGGGAAAUUUUUUGCCUGAAGAGCUGAAGCUCUUCAACUUCAACUGUUCUUCGCCUCUAUCUACAGGUCUGCCUUUUUAUGCUGAUGCUUUGGCAAAAGCAAGUGCCUGAGUUCGUGAGGUGUUCUCCAUCUACAACUUUGAAGUCUGUGAGCCUCAGCUAAAGACGCUUGUCUGUGCCAGCAAGCACAUGCUAAGACUCGGAUUCCAGUAUUGUAGAUUCUACCUUCCAACUGUUCCUGACUUCGGAGGCAAGUUGAAAGGCAGUGUUCUCAAAGUGUUGGAUUUGAGCGCUUGAGGAAGAAAGGACUACAGUAACUGGACCAACAACCAAGUCUACUUCGAAAAUCUGGUCGAAGGUCUUUCAAAAGAAGAAGACUUCAGAGCUAGCCUGCAGAAGAUCUGGUUGAACCAGUGUGGGAUGCAGCUGAAGACAGUCAAGAGGCUCUUGAGCAAGCACGGGUUCACUCACGUAGAAAUUUGAGGCCACACCAAGUAACUCAAAGCCAAAAUACUUCAGAUGAGAAUUCCCCUAAAAUAUGAUUAACCUAAUUUUUUUAGCAAUAAUUCUCAAU
Messenger RNA from Moneuplotes crassus, 1395 nucleotides. Lineage: Eukaryota; Ciliophora; Spirotrichea; Euplotida; Euplotidae. The record is from the annotation of a GenBank genome assembly.